Messenger RNA from Cinara cedri, 2134 nucleotides. The record is from the annotation of a GenBank genome assembly. Lineage: Eukaryota; Metazoa; Arthropoda; Insecta; Hemiptera; Aphididae.
AUGGCAAACUGUUAUAUUUGUGGCAGUACAAAUACUUUAAUUAACAAAAAUCUUGGAAUUAGUUUUCAUAGGUAAGUAUACCAACUUGUAAAAUUAACUACAGUAGAUCCUCGAUUAUCUAAACUUCUGUUAUACGAACGCUGUAUUACCCGAACUACAAUUAACGUAUCCGAACGUUAAAACUCGUUGAAGCACCCGUUUACCCGCGGCCGGCUGCCGAUUUUACAAUUUUCGCAAUUUAUUAUUAGUACAUUUAUGUAUGUACAUCUGUUAGUAGAUAAUUGAGACGCGAUGUUUUUAUCUAAAGCUAUCAAUCAUCAGUGCGCAUUAAAGCGCCCGUAAUAUCAUAAACAUAUUAUUAUGUUCCUAUGUACUUUGUGAUUAUAUAUUUCUGAAUACAUAAUAUAAUUCUAAUAUAAUAAAUAAUAAUAAUAAAAAUAGUAAUAAUAAAUAUAUAAUAGAUAGUAAUAUAUAAUUUAUAAUUGUAUGUUUAAAAAAAAAUUGUUAUUUUAAACAAUUUCCAGUAUCCUAACUAAUUGGGACCACACAUAGUUCGGAUAAUCGAGGUUCUACUGUAUAACAAAUUACUUUUAAUUCAUAAUAUUGAGAAUUAUUAAUAUAUAUUUUUAGAAUACCAAAGAAUGAAGAAUAUCGCCCUCAAUGGUUAAAAUUUAUUAAAAUAUGCGGAAAGAAUGACUUAAAUGUUAAACCAGGAAGUUUAAUUUGUUCUCGACAUUUUGCAUUAGAUUGCUUUAAGUAUUAUAAAAAUAUUAAGUUAUUAAACGAAUGUUCAAUUCCAUCUAUUGUAAUAGAUGGUUUAAAAUCGGUAUUAUAAAUAAUCUUAAUGUGUUAUAAUAUCUUUUUAAAUUAUACUAAUUCAAACUUAUAUUAUAGUGUAAAAAGGAGGAUCAAGAAAUAAAAUUCGAGCUUCCUUCUGAUGAAGAAACUGUGCCUACACAAAUAAUUGCACCAAUAAUUGUAAACUUUACACAAUAUAACAAUCAACUAAAUUAAUUAAUACUAAUUAUGAAUAGUAAUAAGUUAAUUUAAAAUUGUUUAUAUACCUAGGUGAAGAACAACAGUUUACAAAAAGAAAAUGAUCUACCAGUUAGUAACCAAGAAGCAUCAGAUUUUAAUCUCCCGAAUAUUUCUGACUGUGCACCAUCGACAUCAUUUACAACAGAACGUACCUAUCAAAAGGUAUGUAAAAUAUAUAGCUUAUCAUCUUUAUAAUUCAUUCUAAAUUAACACUUUUUUUUAAUGAUAAAAUGCAUGAAUGUCUGUUAUAGAUAAAUUAUAAAGAUUUAAUUUCAAAUAGCUCAAAAAUAAAUGAUGAUAAAAACUUGAAAACUAUUUCAUCUCUUUUACAAGUAAAUUGCAGUCUAAGAAAAAAAAUUAAAUUGCUUAACCAACAAGUCAGAAGACUAAAAAAACGAAAUACCAUUUUAAAAUGUAUAAAGUAGUUGAAAUUGAUAAUUAUGUUAGCAUAACCAGUAUUGUAUUGAUAAAAAUUAAAUUGUUUUAGCUGUUAAAGUUUUGGAGAAAAAAAAAUUUAAUCAGAAUCAAGCAGACCUCAUAGAUUAAAAUGUCAGUAAGCAUAAAAAUCUAAUUACCAUUGCAUGAAAAAAAUGCUGAAAUUGCUAUCACUCUCAAUUUGUAUUCACUAAAAGCUUACUGAUUUGUGAUGAGUUUAAUUCAAUGCUUCCUUGUCCAAGAAUACUCAGCAAGUAGUAUCUACUUGUCAAUGCUAAACCUGGUUUUAUCAAAGAAGCAAUUGACAAGCUUUGUGUAGUUUGAAAAAAUUCACUUUCUCAAAUUUACUGUUCUUUGCUUAUAGAUGAAAUAACUACUUAGAAAACAUAUUGAAUGGAAUGUCUAUGUGUUUCAUGGUUAUAUAAAUUUUGGUUCAGAAAUUCAAAAUAAAACUGUUGAUGAGACUACAGAAUGUUUUUUACUAAUAGCUGUUGGCCUAAAUGGUUCAUGGAUAAUUCCAGUUGAGUAUUUAUUAUUUAAUCAUUUGAACAGUACUCAAAAAGUAAAUUUAGUGAGAUGCUAUAUAGUUGUAAUAUCUGAAACUGGUAUAAAAGUAGUAGGUUUGACUUUUGAUGGCUGUGCUGUUAAUGUGAGCAUGUAA